AUGUCCUUUAUAACUAUUCACUUUGGAGGUAAGCAUAGCUCGAGUUUGGCUUUGAAGAGCUUAGGCUUAAGUUCUUAAAAAAGUUAGAGCAAGUACAAAUACCGAUUUGGUUUUGCCCUUCUUCCUCUUUAAUUCCCUGCUAUUCGUCUUUGACUUUUGCAGAUGACCAGAAACUCUUGUUCAACUUGCUUUGUCCAACGAUUUUGUUGUAUGAAAACAUCAGGCUUCGAUGCAGAUGCGAGGAAAAAGGUGAGGUUGCUUGCAAAAUUCGUCACUUGAUUAAGUAAACUCAAGCUCUAUUAAAACUUCAGAAUCUGCUAUUUUCUCAAAAUUUUAAAUCCCGUUUAUGUAUUGAAGGCAAGCAUUUUACUGAGCAACCUUUGACAAAGAAAUUUUAUACGAGCUAGUAAGUAAGCCUAUUUAUAGAACACGAAAGGACACCUUUUUAUAAACUUGCUUUUUCAGUUGUGAUAGACAUCGCAGACGAAAACGGCUCGUUAAAAAUACUCUCUGAGAGGCCACCUGAUCAAUAUGCAUCGGAAUAUCUUCAGGGGAGAGCAAAUUACAUCCUUCUAAAAGUAUUAAGUAAGUUUGUUUUGAGAAGUUUGAAUAACCUGUUUAAUACUGGUUUUAGAUAUCUGGAAAUUGACCUGUUGCUAGCAUCCUCAACUUCAGUCUACAGUUUUUUCCUUUUUUUAUUGUUUCCUUUACAACCACAGAAAAGGCUGACAGCUUGACUGGGAAAGAGUAUUCCAUCUUUGAGCCACUAUUGAACAAUGUAUCAGAAUUAUAUCCCGAGUUAAUGUGUAAGUGGAUUUUUAAUUUAAAAGAUGUUGAAGUAAAUCUCUUAUCUUCUCGGAGGCCUCUGGGACCUGGGCCGAGUUGUUCAAAGCUGGGUUAAAGAUAACCCAGGGUUAGUGCAAGAUUUGAAUUCAGACUUGAAAGCUUAAAAGGCAUUUCAGUUUUAGUUCUUUUUGUCUACAAGUUGAUGAUUGGAAGCUCUAAAUAUAGCACAGAAAAUUAUCCAAGAAAAUGCUUUUGAACACAAGAAAAAGAAACCCGGCUUAAAUUUAACCCCAGGUUAAGUGCUAAUCGGCCUUCGAACAACUGGGCCCAGUUGUUUGAAGGUCGAUUAGCGCUAACCCAGAGUUAACUUUUAAUCCGGGGCCGGGUUGUUCAAAGGAGGGUUAAGUUAAUUAACCCAGGGUUAGUGCGAAAUUUGAUUUCAGAUAUGAAAGCUUAAAAAGCAAAUUCAGUUUUACUCUUUUUGUAAACAAGUCAAUGAUUGGAUGCUCUUAAAAAUAAGAGAGAAAAUUAACUGAGAAAAUGCUUGUGAACAUACGAAAAAGAAACCUGGAUUAAAUUUAACCCUGGAUUAAGCGCUAAUCGUCCUUUGAAUAACUGAGCCCAUAAUGGGCCCAGAUAUGAAAGCUUAAAAAGCAAAUUCAGUUUUAUUCUUUUUGCCUACAAUUUGAUGAUUGGAUACUACAAAAAGAAGAGAGAAAAUUAUCCGGAAAAAUGCUUUUGAGCAAAAGAAAACCCAGGUUAAACUUAACCCUAGGAUAGCACUAAUUGGCCUGAAGAACUGGGUCCAGGUUUCAUGAGUAUUUUCACAAAAAGCUUUCUCUAUUCUUUUUAGAUCAGCCAAUCAUUACGUGGCAAAGUAAAUUUUAUGCGGCAUUUUUCUCCAAAUUGUGGAAAUUCCAUAAGGCCGUACUCUAGAAUAAACCCUGGAGGUCCCUUCCAUUAUCUUCUCAUUUUUUUCCCAGUCCAUCUAUCCUUUGUAUCACCUGAUUUUAUACUACAAAAAGAAAUCAUUGCUCAAGGGAUGCCUAUUAUGAUUGGAAGCUGAAUAUUUUUCAACAUUCAGCAAAUUUCUGGCUGUAAUGUAUUUUAGAAAAUGUGUAUCAAAAUCUCAUAAAUUAAAGAAAGACUCAGUUUAAAAAGUGUGUCUGGAGAAUAAGUUGAAACACAAAGCACUUAAUUGAGCUUCACUCCCUCCUUCAUUCACAGCUAAAGUGCAUGACAAGAAAAUCAACCCUGAUGUUGGCCUUCCAGUUCAAAGCUUCAUGCUGCCUCAUCAGAAAAGUUCAUUGCAGACAAGAAGCAAAUCUAUCCCCAAGGGUGGCACUAACCCUAGGUCUCCAGCACAGAGGUCUGGUUCUAUAGUUGGGAACUCAUUAUUAUCAAGUGUUCCAAAAAUGAAAAGUUCAGCCAGAUUAUCAAAAUAA
This is a messenger RNA of Porites evermanni, 2231 nucleotides long. The record is from the annotation of a GenBank genome assembly. NCBI's taxonomy places the organism in Eukaryota, Metazoa, Cnidaria, Anthozoa, Scleractinia, Poritidae.